GAGUUUUAUUUUUUUUUCCUUCUCGUUUUGAAAAGAAAGAAAAUAAAAUAGAAAGUGUGAAGUGGAAAACGCCUGAGAAGUUGUUCAUUUACUGAGGUUGACCACCUGUGCUUUUAAACCAUGGCCUACACACUGGGUAUGGCACCUGAUGGUCGGACACGCAGUGUGGGACCACAGCACUGCGUGACUCGGGUCGAGCUAUCUGUCACUGCGUCCAACCUGCUGGAUCGAGAUGUAGCCUCCAAAUCGGACCCUUUCUGUGUCCUCUUCCACGAGGUGGAUGGAAAUUGGGUGGAGCUGGGACGGACUGAGACAGCAGUGAACAACCUAAACCCAGUGUUUGGGGUCAAGUUCCAGGUGGAUUAUCAUUUCGAAGAGAUUCAGAAGCUUCGCUUUGCCAUGUUUGAUGAAGACAAGUGUGCAACGCAGCUUUAUGAACACGACUUCCUGGGAGAAUUCAUCUGUACUCUGGGCGUGAUCGUGUCAAAUAAGAAACUUCACAAACCAUUGAUAUUGGCCAAUGGCAAGCCAGCUGGCAAAGGUUCUAUCACGAUAACAGCACAGGAGCUGUCUGACAACAGAAUCAUCACUUUGACCCUGAGUGGGCGUAAACUGGAUAAAAAGGACUUCUUUGGUAAAUCAGAUCCCUACCUGGAGUUCCAUAAACAGGGAGAAGAUGGGAAAUGGAUGCUGGUACACAGGACAGAGGUCAUAAAGAACACAUUGGACCCGGCGUGGAAGCCUUUCACUGUGCCUCUCGUUUCUCUUUGCAAUGGAGAUGUGGACAGAAGCAUUAAGGUGCUGUGUUAUGAUUACGAUAAUGAUGGAGGCCAUGACUUCAUUGGAGAGUUUCAGACCACAGUUUCCAAGAUGAGUGAAGCACAAAACUCUGUGGAGGUGGAGUUCGACUGUAUCAACCCCAAGAAACAGAAAAAGAAGAAAAACUACAAAAACUCAGGAGUCAUCAUUGUCAAGUCCUGCAAGAUUGCCCACGAUUACACCUUUCUGGACUACAUACUGGGAGGAUGCCAGCUCAUGUUCACAGUUGGUAUAGACUUUACAGCUUCUAACGGGAACCCCAGAGAGCCAUCCUCUCUCCACUACAUCAACCCACUGGGCAGCAACGAGUAUCUCUCUGCCAUUUUAGCUGUUGGCCAAAUCAUUCAGGACUACGACACUGACAAAAUGUUUCCUGCGCUUGGAUUUGGAGCUCAACUCCCACCAGACUGGAAGGUUUCCCAUGAAUUUGCCAUCAACUUCAAUCCCACUAAUCCCUUCUGUUUUGGUGUGGAGGGCAUUGCCCAGGCUUACUCUGCCUGUCUCCCUCUUAUUCGCUUCUAUGGGCCUACAAACUUUGCUCCAAUCAUCAACCAUGUUGCUCGCUUUGCCGCUCAGGCGCUUCAGCAGGAGAAAGCAGCGCAAUACUUCACUCUCCUCAUCAUAACAGAUGGAGUCAUCAGUGACAUGGAUGAGACACGCCAUGCCAUUGUUCAGGCCUCCAAGUUCCCAAUGUCCAUCAUCAUUAUUGGUGUUGGUAACGCAGACUUUGCUGCCAUGGAGUUCUUGGAUGGAGAUGCCAGCGUCCUGAGGUCCAACACAGGAGAGGAGGCGAUCCGGGACAUCGUGCAGUUCGUCCCAUUCAGGGAUUUCCGUAAUGCACCGAAGGAGACACUUGCCAAAUCGGUCCUGGCUGAGCUUCCUCAGCAGGUGACGCAGUACUUCAAACAGCGAAAUGUACCGCCCAUCAAUCCAGCACCAGAGUGAGACAGCCCGAGGUCCAGAGUGUAUUCACUGUACAAUAACACGACAGAUCCUAAAAAUGUUCUUGUUAUAAGAAAACAAUGCAGAAUAAAAAUGUGUGUGUCACAAAAUUGAAAAAAAAAAGCAAAA
Messenger RNA from Cyprinodon tularosa, 1890 nucleotides. RefSeq names its product copine II (gene cpne2). Gene Ontology annotation, biological process: cellular response to calcium ion. The record is from RefSeq and is a predicted model, not a curated record. Lineage: Eukaryota; Metazoa; Chordata; Actinopteri; Cyprinodontiformes; Cyprinodontidae. Gene Ontology annotation, cellular component: plasma membrane. Gene Ontology annotation, molecular function: calcium-dependent phospholipid binding. The transcript has 16 exons. Bases 121 to 1764 code for a protein of 547 amino acids.